AUGAUCUCAUUUUUCCUUGCAGAUGUCCAGACCCCCACACUUGUGUGCCCUCCAGACAUCCUGACCUACUCUGACCCUGGGAUGAACUCCACCCUGAUCCACUGGGUGGUACGUCCGACCACUUUGACAGACAACGACGGCACUGUACCCAGCUACACGGUCCACCCCAACCACCCUAAUCCAUACCACUUUGAUGUCGGAGUCCAUGUGCUGGUCUAUAGCGCCACUGAUACGUAUGGUUUAACAUCACAGUGUCAACGUCACAUCCGUGUGGAGAAUGACAAGCCACCCACCCUGCUGUCCUGCCCUGACAACAUGGAGGUUACAGUACAGUCAGCUUCUGGCCAUACCCUGACCUGGACAGACCCUGUGUAUGUGGAUGACAACAACCAGUCAGUCCCAGUGGAGUGCACGGCUAACCAGGGACAGACAGUCAGUCUGGGGUCCCACAAUGUCUACUGCUGGGCUCAGAACUUCCCACGCAACAGCCGCUGUAAAUUCACCAUCACUCUCCUUCCACCUGCAUGUGAGGCUCCUGCCCCACCUCAGAAUGGGGUAGCAGUUUGUGGAUCCAUCCCAAACUUCCAGCAGUACUGCACUGUGCGCUGCAAUGAGAGAUAUGACUUUGCUGUGAUCCCAGCAGAUGAGUACAAGUGUGACUACAGUGGAAACUGGCAUGGGUCUCCAUUUCCCUGGCCAGACUGUUCAGGCCGUGUGAGACCUGGAAGGGCGACCCAGAAGAAUGACCUGUACUACUACCAUGGUAACUGUGAGGAAAACAUUGAGGAGAUCAAACAGGGUUUCCUUCAGCUGUACAACACUCUAACUAGUAGUGACUGCAGUGCUGUCAACCCUGCUAUCACCUGUAAUGUGACUGAUAUUGAGGUUGAGUGUGGAGUGACUUUUAGAAGACGAAGGGAUGUCAGUGAUGACAGGAUAAGAACAAGGGCAGAUGACCACAGAAUUGUGAAAAGACAGACCGAACAACAAGCAAACCUCAAGAUCUUCUUUGUCAUUGUGGCUGUGUUUGGUGAUGGAGGAGAUGUCUUACAGCAUGACCAAGCAGCCAUUGCUACUGCAUUGGAUGAGAUGUACUUCGAGAUAGCUGAUAAGGUGGAGAACAAGACAUUUGACUUACCACUAGGAAAUGAGACCCUGGAGCCCAUGCACUACACAGGCUUCUUGGCCGAGUUUGAGCUGAAUUGUGCCCCUGGACAACUGGCAAAGAUUGAGAACUUUGGAGCAUCAUGUGUGAACUGCCCAGUGGGUACAUAUGGGAACGGUACAGUGUGUGUGCCAUGUGCAGUGGGCUGGUACCAGGAUGAGGAGAUGCAAACCCAGUGUAAACAGUGUCCCGCUGGUACUUCAACUCUGUCUGAGGGAUCCAAGAACUCAACCGACUGCAGGGGAUUCUGCCAGCCUGGGAUGUUCUCAGACACAGGUCUGGAGGACUGCAGCCCAUGUGACAUUGGUUACUACCAGCCUGAGAGAAACGCCACCACGUGUCUCGCCUGUCCCGACAGCAAGUCCACAGUUGGCAUGAACUCCACAUCUCCAGACCAGUGCAUUAGUCAUUGCCUUGCUGGUCACUUCUCCCCCACGGGACUCCAACCCUGCGAGCCCUGUCCCCUGAACACCUACAACCCCAACCCCGGGCGCAGGGGCUGUGUGGACUGCCCUGGGACACAGGAAACAUUCUUCCUGGGGGCAACCAGUCCUAAUGACUGCUUUGCAAAUGACAACUGCCAUUCCAACCCAUGCCAAAAUGGAGCCACAUGUGAGGACCUUGUGGGGGGUUACCUGUGCCACUGUGCUCCAGGAUACAAUGGGACAGACUGUGAGCAGGACCUUGAUGACUGCGCCUCCACCCCCUGCAACAACAAUGGAACGUGCCAGGAUCUAAUCAAUGGCUUCAACUGCACUUGUGUGUCUGGCUAUACAGGUGACACCUGUCAGAUGGAAGUGAACGAGUGUGCGUCCUCUCCCUGCCAACAUGGCGGCACCUGUAUCGAUCUGUUCAACACAUACCAGUGCUACUGCCUCCCCGGGUAUGCGGGACACUCCUGUCAGCAGGAGAUCGACGAGUGCAAAUCCUCCCCCUGUCUCAGUGGGGCCAGCUGUGUGGAUGAGGUGGAUGGGUACAGGUGUGAUUGUCCACCUGGGUUUGCAGGUGACCACUGUGACAGGGAGAUUGAUGAGUGUCAGUCCCAACCCUGCCAGAAUGGAGGGACCUGUAACGACCAGGUCAACAUGUACAACUGCACCUGUGUGGAGGGAUGGUCAGGUCCACAUUGUGAGGUAGACACUGAUGACUGUGAGGGGGUGACCUGUCAGAAUGGAGGCACCUGUCAUGACAGACUGAAUGACUUUGUGUGUGAAUGUCUCCCAUCCUUCUCUGGCAAAACCUGCCAGCAUGCAAAUGCAGCUGACUUCGACCUGGUGUUCACAAAGAUAACCACUGCAGACUAUGCCAUGUUCAGGGCCGAGUUCCUACACAACCUGCCCCAGUUCACACUGUGUACAUGGCUCAGGACUUCAGACACCAUCAACACUGGCACCAUCUUCUCUUAUGCUGCUGAGAGUAACUUCCUCAACAGGGAUAACACACUCACAUUGAGCGACCCAGCACACCUCACGUUGUUUGUGAAUGGCGAGGAGGUGCUUCUGAAUGUGGCAGUGAACAAUGGCCAGUGGCACCACGUCUGUGUGUCUUGGGUCAGUGCUGGUGGCAGCUGGGAGUUCUACCUGAACGGCAACUUACAGAACAGUGGGGCCGGACUGGCCACGGGGACACAGGUCAUGGGAGGAGGAGUUGUUGUCCUUGGUCAAGAUCAGGACAGUGUGGGAGGAAGCUUCCACCCCCGAGAGGCGUACCAUGGUGAGCUGACCCGGCUGAACCUGUACGAUGACAAGCUGUCAGCAGGAGAUGUGGGGGUUCUGGCCGCCUCCUGUGUGGACAGGACCAGCGGGACUGUGCUGGCCUGGGGUGACUUCCGCCCUGCUGGGAUCUUACAUGGAGACCUACUGGCACGAACGCCGUCCUGGUGUCUUGACACCAAUGAAUGUCAGUCCUCGGAUGUUUGCAAUGGACGAGAGUGUCGAGACACCCGUGGAUCGUAUGAGUGCACGUGUCCCGCAGGCUGGACAGGGCAGAACUGUGACUUCAACAUUGAUGAGUGCAGUUCCUCUCCUUGUGCUAAUGGGGUGUGCACAGACGGCAUCAACGGCUACACUUGUAACUGUACUGUGGGAUACACUGGCAGGAACUGUGAAGAGAUGGUCAACCCUUGCGAGAAAUCACCAUGCCAGAAUGAAGGUUCAUGUGUACCAGGUUCACACGGUGACUUUACUUGUACAUGCACUGAGCCAAGUAUCAUGAACGAAGUCUGUGCAUAUGAGACACAAUUCUGUGACAACAACCCAUGUCAGAAUGGUGGCACCUGUUUGAACCUGAGGGAUGGCUACACCUGUACAUGUCCUACAGGGUUUGGAGGGACAAACUGCUCACUUUCUAUUGACCCUUGUGACUCAAGUCCAUGCUAUAACAACGGUACAUGCUCAAGUUACCAGGGUGGAUUCCAGUGUUCCUGUCCACCUUUGUACAUCGGCUCACAUUGUCAGGUCUACAACAACCCAUGUGUGGAAGGCCAGUCACCCUGCCUUAACAAUGGUACAUGCAACCCUACCAACAAUGGUAGAGGAUACGAGUGUGUGUGCCAAUCACCAGAAACUCAGGGAGAGAACUGUGAAGAGCUGUUGCCGUGUGCUGCUGCCCAAAAGCAGGCCCCUCCUUGCCAAAACAAUGGCACAUGCGUCAACAAUGGUAGUGGCUACCUGUGCGACUGCCCCUCUGGGUUUAACGGGGAGUUUUGUGGGACAGUGGACCACUGCGCAAGUGCCCCCUGCAUCAAUGGCGGUUCCUGUGUCACGGAGUCAGACGAGUACACCUGCAAGUGCACAAGGCCAGCAGAGAUGGAUGCCAACUGCCGCUACCUGGGAACCACCCCAGCUCCCACUCCUUGCGACCCCAACCCUUGCCUGUAUGGAGGGCACUGUGAGACCCAAGGUUCUAACUUUGUUUGCCGCUGUGCAGUCAAGCAUGAAGGAAUGACCUGCAACAAAGCCUUUGAGCUCUAUGACACCACCAUCAGGCUGAAUCUGGCCUACACCUCAGACCUGCGUACUCCAGAAUUUGAAGACAGCUUCAUCAGAAAUGUAAGUUUGGAUCCUAUAAUAAAUGUAACCUUCCUAACUUCUUUUGUCCCUGAAUUCUAA
Messenger RNA from Branchiostoma floridae (Florida lancelet), 4275 nucleotides. Its product is annotated as sushi, von Willebrand factor type A, EGF and pentraxin domain-containing protein 1-like. NCBI's taxonomy places the organism in Eukaryota, Metazoa, Chordata, Leptocardii, Amphioxiformes, Branchiostomatidae. The coding region runs from base 1 to 4275 and encodes 1424 amino acids. Gene Ontology annotation, biological process: Notch signaling pathway. Gene Ontology annotation, molecular function: Notch binding; calcium ion binding. The transcript has 18 exons. The record is from RefSeq and is a predicted model, not a curated record.